AUGCGGAAAAAUUUCAUCGUGAAAGCGAGGAACAGACGGUUUUGGUUUUUCGUGGAGACGAUCUGUCCGAUACUGUUCGUGGUGUUGAUGGUCGUGCCUUCGGUUUUAAUCGAGGAGAAGACGGUUCAAUCGCAAUUUUUUAUAUCGAGGCCUUUGGCAAACGUCGCCUGGGGGGUGACGAGAGGGUUUGAAAGCAUGGACGGAGGUAAAUAUAGAAUCGCGUAUUCGCCGAGCGAAAACGAGGAGGUUAGAAAAGUCGCGAUGAAAGCGGCGCGGCGACUGGUGUGCGAGAAUCAACCGAUUACGUUCGGCGCGGUGGUUUCGGUAAACGCGAAAUACGCUUUGAAAUCAAACAGUCCCGAAGAAGGGAUGAGCGCGAUACCGAACUUGAUCGAAGAUAUUAAUAAUUUGACGAGAUCAAGUGCGAGUGCUUCAAUAGUAGAUGUUUUGAGGGACGUUAUUCCAAAGACGUUUUCUGAACGGGAGGGCGGGAAAGACGUGCCAUUUCUCGCGUGCGACGAUGCAUCCGCUGAGGCGCUUUUGUUUCCCGUAUCGUCCGCGCGGAAAGCGGAGGCUUUAGCGAUGGAUCCGGAGAAUAAGAUAUUGAUGGUUGUAAAUUUGAUCAUGGAUGAUGGCAAAGAUAUUCGCUACGAGAUUCGCGCGAACCAAACUUCCGGGAUUGCCUCCGGAAAGACGAUAUUGUCCGGAGCCUCGAGCGCCCAGAAUAAUAAAAAUCGAAAUUCGCCCUUUGCGCACCCGUUUCAAAAGUGGGUCAACGGCGUCAACUACGAGUGGACGAAAUAUUACGCGUAUGCGAACGUACAAAGCGCGUUCAAUCGAGCGUUUUUUGAGUAUUUUGCGGAAAGAGAAGGGAUUUUGAAUGCUACCGCGCGCAACCUCACGUCGAUCAAUAUUAAAGCGUCCGCGUUCCCAGAGCACGAUACGAACAUCGCCGCGACAAUUUCGAGCGCCUUCUUCUCCUUAGCGUUCGUCUUUGCCUUCGCCGUUCCACUUUCCAGCAUUGCAAAGUCGACUGCCUAUGAAAGCGUAAAUAACCUUCGUUUACAUCAAGAACUGCUCGGUUGUUCUAAAUCUACGUAUUGGUUGUCUUGGUUUAUGGCGCAUUACGCGCCGUUGUUCUUAGUCUCGGGGUUUAUAUCUUUAGUUGGCAAACGCGCGUUCGUAUCUAUCGACGCGUCUAUUGUGUUCGGAUUUUUCAUCGUAUGGUCUGCGCAACUCGUCGCGUUUGGUUUAUUCGUCUCCGCCUCGGUUGGAUAUUUGUUGCAAAAACUCGCGAGAGAGGAUGGGACGUCUAGGUCGAACAACAGCUCCUCGACGGCGUCCGUCGCGUCUCUGGUGAGCGUGUUCGUGUACGUCGUCACGUGGGUUUCGGGCGUUACAGCGACGACAAAGCAUCCAGAUGGAAGUGUUAGUUGGCUUUACGCAUGUUUUCUCUCCCCGGCGAGCGCGUUGCACGUGUUUGGCGAAAUUGUGAGCGCGUGCGAGAGACACGGCAGCUCGAUGUCGUGGAAGACGUUCGCCGACGACGAUAUGUACCACGACGUCACCGCGAGAGGCGUGUAUUUUGUCGCGCUCGUAAAUUGGAUGGUGUUUGCAAUCUUUUUGCGCGCGUUUUUCAUACGCGGAGGGUGUCAAAAUGUGAGAUCAAAAUACGUUCUGAUGACAAGCGAUAACGCCGCGAGUGACGAUGCCAUUCGAGCGACGAACGUGACAAAACGCAUUUUAAGAAACGUUAAUUUUCGCGCGAAGAAAUCCAGCGUCUGCGCAUUACUCGGACACAACGGUGCUGGAAAAACCACUUUAGUGUCCGUGUUAGUUGGUCUUGAGUCUAUAAACGAGCAAACGAAAAUUGAAACGUCCGGUGAAGUUGGUUUUUGCCCGCAGUUUGACUUUUUGUGGCCGCAACUCACCGUUCGCGAACACUUGCGGUUGCGAUUGGCGUUUUCCUCGAAAAGUCGGAGAGCAAGGAAUAACGACGAAGAAGAGGAGAAUAUUCCCUCCUCUGAACCGAUUCUCAUCCAGACGCUCGCCUCCAAACUCGCCAUCUCGAAUAAGCUCGACGAACAAAUCUCCACGCUUUCCGGCGGACAAAAAAGGAAAGUUUCGCUUUUGUUGUCGCUUUUGAACUCCUCGAUUGCUAUUCUCGAUGAACCGACGGCAUCGAUGGAUCCAGUCUCCAAACGUUUGGCGUGGAAGUUGAUCUCGGAGUUUACGAAAUCAGAUUCUGCAAAUAGCGUUGUUUUAGCCACGCAUCACAUGGACGAAGUUGAGGCGUUAGCGGACGAUUUGGUCAUCUUGCAUAACGGCCAAUCCGUGAUUGAAAGCGUUUCGGUGGAAGAGAUGAAAAAAAUGCACGGCGGUGGUGGAGAUGAACCGUCGCUGGAAAAGGCGUUUCUUAAUUUCAUCGCAAAAGCUAAAGAAGAGGAAGGCGAGGAGGAUGAUAUCAUCUUACCUUUGGAAGAGGUAGGAGUAGCGGCGGCAACCAGCGGAGACAUCGACAACAACGACGACGAGAAGACUACGAAAACGAGGAGAGCUUUGCGACAAGUUCAGGCAAUUUUACGCGCGCGAUAUUUAGUCUGGAAGCGUCAGCCGUUGUUUGCGCUAUUUGCCAUCCUUAGCUGCGCGAUAUUUUUCACCAUCGGCCUUUCGUUGGCAAAAUCCGGUUCGUCGGCGAAUGGUUCAUCUGCGCUAAGUUCGAGCGAAUACGCCGAAGAGAUGACGCCGUCAACAUUUCUCGGAAAGAGCAAACCCUUGUUUACCAUAUCUGAAUCGUCUCGUCCGUCGCGUCAGCGACAAAUGGCAUCGCUUCCUAUGACUUUCUAUGCUGCCGUUCGAACGACGCCGCGCUCGGUCACAAAACAGUACGAGUGUCAAAGAAAUUCUUUCCUCUUGCCUGUAUGCGGCAAUAUUUCGGCGUGUGCCGAAAAUUUUGAGUGCACGAGUGAAAUGAACAUCGAAAGCACCAUCGAUUACGAAUUGAUGAGACAGGCUGAAUUUACCGCGACGCGUUCAUGCGGAUCGCAAAAAUUUCCUUCUCCGUGCGCGUUUUACUACCUCGACUCGACGACGAAUACGAUGACCAUCGCUACCUCACCCACCGCGUACCACGCGAUUCCAUCUGCGUUGGGCUUACUCGACGAGUCUAUUUUUGCGAGCGCGUUCAGAGAGAAAGGUCUGACCUUGACAGCAAUUAACGAUCCGUUACCUUUGAGUGAAAGUGAAUCUGUGUCCUCGAACGCGUUUUCGCACCAGUCCAUGUCCUCUACGUUCGUGGCAAUGUGCGCAGUCCUUGGAUUAAGUAUAGCGUCGGCUAUACUCACACCAACGCUCGUUCGAGAGAGGACUUUAGGAUUUAAGCACGCGCUCCUAUGUGCGGGACUGUCGAAUAAAGUGUAUUGGCUCGGAACGGCGACCUUUGAUUUCAUUUCGAAGACGUUUCCCGCUUUGCUACUUUCGUUCAUCAUGUGCCUCGCUUUACGCGAAGAGGAAAUAGACGUUUCUUCCACAAGAUACGCAGAAACAUUGCUUUUUGCAUCCAUCGCGUUUGCGUUUCAAACGACGCCGAUUGCGUACUUAUCGUCGUUGUUUUUCUCUGACGACGUGUCUUCUUUUGCUACGCAAGCGGCCAGUUCCUUCUCUGUUGCGGUAUUGUCUUUUAUCGCGUCUGUCGUGUUGGAUGGUCUGGCGUUAGCCGGAGAAGAUGUUUCCGUGGUGUGGGAUGUUGUUUCUGUUAUCUUUUGCGCGUCGCCGCAAUACAGUUUCGCUCGUAUAUUUUACAACCUUUCUCGACGAGAACACGCCAUCCCUCGAUUCGAGGAGAAGCGCGAAGGAGAGGAAGAAGAAGAAGAAGGUGUCGGUUUCUCGAUAUUGCUUCCGGAUACGAAAACGUUCCUGGAAUGGGAAAAUAGCGGAAGAGAGUUCUUAUUGAUGUUUGUUUUCGGUCUCUUCUAUUGGUUUGUUUUCGUUGCGUUGGAAUGGCGAACCGCGAAACGCAUCGAAAACGCUUUUGAAAAAGAUACGAGAGAAGAUGAAUGCGAUAUGAACGAUGGAGCGUUGACUGUGAUGAAAUUAAAAAAGCAGUAUCGCAAAGACCAAGCGCCGUCGGUCGAUUCUAUAUCGUUCAAGGUUUCCGCGAAAGAGGCGUUCGCGUUGUGUGGCGUCAACGGAGCCGGCAAGACGACCUCGUUCGCUAUGCUCUCUGGCUUACUAUCGAAAACGAACGGCUACGUUCGAUGGGCGAGCGCGACUACGUCUUUUGGCUAUUGCGCUCAAACAAACGGCGUGGAAGAUUUUCUCACGCCACUCGAACAUCUCGAUUUGUUCGCUUCCGUCGUCACGUCUGCAACAACUUCUUCCUCCUCUUCUUCUCCUUCGCUGUGGUGUGAACGUUUUCAAUCGCUACAAAAGCACAAAAUCGUGCUCGCGAAAAACUUGAGCGGCGGUGCGAAGCGAGAACUGUGCGUUGCAAUCGCCCUUUCCGUCGCCGAAGCUGCGAAACAAACGGUCUCUCCCUCUCAUCAUCCAUCGUUAGUUUUACUUGACGAGCCUACUGCGGGCGUGGACCCGUAUGCGAAAACAAAGCUUUGGAAGGCUGUGGAAAACGUUAUGAACUCCAAUCAAGGCGCCGCGGUCGUCAUCACUUCCCACGAUGUCUUCGAAUGCGAAAAAGUCUGCGCCUCCGUCGGGUUACUCCGCGACGGCAAGUUCCUACUUUGUGGCAACACCUCCGACAUCAAAAAAGAGUUUUCCAACGAUGCGUUUGCGUCAUCCUCGUUAGAAGACGUCUUCAUCGCCGUUGUCGAACGGGAAGAAGCAUUGGAAGCGUUUUCUCAAUCCAAUGAUGAUAACUAA
Messenger RNA from Bathycoccus prasinos, 4875 nucleotides. Its product is annotated as ABC transporter family protein. The coding region runs from base 1 to 4875 and encodes 1624 amino acids. The transcript has a single exon. Gene Ontology annotation, molecular function: ABC-type transporter activity; ATP hydrolysis activity; ATP binding. Gene Ontology annotation, biological process: lipid transport; transmembrane transport. The record is from RefSeq and is a predicted model, not a curated record. NCBI's taxonomy places the organism in Eukaryota, Viridiplantae, Chlorophyta, Mamiellophyceae, Mamiellales, Bathycoccaceae. Gene Ontology annotation, cellular component: membrane; intracellular membrane-bounded organelle.